AUGCGGAUUCACGAGAUUCUCGAGGAAUGUGUCGAGUAUAUCUCGGUUGAUGGAGCGAUAGGGUCCGACCCAACGCGUCUGAUAGAACACCUCGUCAAACUUGAUCCAUUCCUCGACCAUGACUAUUUCGCUCAUCUUUGGACAUUGCUUUGCGCCCAUCCUUCCAUCCAGAUCAUCAUUACCAAUGAGCCCAUCCUCUUGCCAGGUGGAACUACCGAACUGGGAACAGCUCCUCUUCCUCAGGACUGGGUCUUACCGCAAGGAAUGCAGGCGAAUGUCGAUAUCUCAACCCUUUACAGAGAAGGCUUGAGAGGAAGACAAAUAGCAUUUAUGCUUGCUGGCCAAGAAUUCCGUUCCGACAAGCAAGCUAUACAAGAUAGAAAGGAAGCCGCAAGGAAGAAAGCAAAGAAAGCUAAAGAAGCCACUUUGAAGCGGAACAAGGAUAAGGUGGAUGAAGAUAGUGAUGGGGAAAUGAAAGUGGAUCCUUCAGGAUCAGGGGUCUUGAGAGUACUGCAUGUAGAUGAUUCACAGGAAAAUGAUGGAUCUGCACCUAUACCCAAGACCGACUUUAGGCGAUUGUCAGAGAAAUGGGGUGCAAGAUUAAGGAUUAGAUGUACGGAAGAUGAGAUUUACUAUAGGCUGACUGGAUCUCAUGCAAAGAUUCCAAAAAUUACAUCAACCGUCUUCCAUGUUCUUCAACUCGCUGCCAUGUCCAGAGAUAAAGGUAUCACUGCCAUCGAUCUGGGCCCGCUCGUCGGAGCUAGUCAAGGUAGUAUGCAUUAUUUUAUGAAAGUCUUGGUUCAGCUUGGUCUCUGUGCCAAAGUGCCCGCUGUCCUUCACGCGGCUGUGACUAAUUUGCUCGUCUUCCAUAAAUUCCUGGAUCAAAAUCCCAAUUAUCGCGCUUUGAUCGGCAAACCUCUCAAUUCGCUGCUCGAGGAGAAUCAAGCGGAGGAGAACCUCGACGAUGGCGCAGAUGAGGAACCAGAAGAGGACGACGAUUUUAUUGACCCUUCACUUGACGAUGCCACGAAGCUCAAUGAUUGGGGAUUCGACUUUGCUCCCUUGACUGAGGCCGACCUAAUGGCUGGUCAUUCCGUCAAGCAGAGAUUGUUGAAGAUGCUGGAUCACCCCAAGCUGCAGAAUCAUCUGUUGAGAACCAAGAAUCUUCUUCCGACUCUGGGUUGGCGAGGUCAAGCGGUCAUGCGACAUCGUAGAGCUGUUAAGCGUCACAUAGAUGGUCUAGUGCUCGAUGGUCUGGUCGAACGUCUGUACAUCGGCGAGUCAAGGAUCAGCUGUAUACGCCUUUCCAGGUUCAAUCCUGAACCGGUGGCUAAGACUUCCGAACCAGCGAAAAUCGCAGCAGAUGCAGAUGUCGAGGAGCUGGAACGUGUUCAUGAUCUUGAUAUGAUAUCGACCCAGCCCCCAUAUACGCCUCCUUUAGAUCCUCAAAUCAUGAAUAUCCCUCUGACCGUCACGUUUGAGCGCUGGAUCAUCGACCUCGUAGUCCAGUCCGAGGAGAACCCAGAUACCGAGCAAAGGGGUAUGACCAUCAAUUCUAUCUGGCAGAAUACGAACUAUAUGUAUAAACGAUCAAUCGAUUUCGCCAUCCUGCGAUCCGACAACGCCCAUAUUCCGGAACACUUGUGGUCAUAUAGUGUGUCGUCCUUCAUGGAGACCGUCAAGAAAGAACGACGACUCCGGCUAUUCACCACCGCCGAAUUCCAGCGCAUCAUGCGUAGGGAAGGUCAAGUGAUCGAAGGCUACCCUGCCAUGACUCGUCCCAAGUUGACAGGUCACUUUGGCGAUAUAUCAUUCAAGACAUUCUAUUCUUCCGAGAUCCAAUUGAACAAAUUCCUUGACAAUGCAAAGUCGUUGAACGGUGACCAGAAACCUAAGCCAAUGGGUCGUCCACCAAAAGUACCAAUCAAAACUACAAAAUCCAAAUCUACGACCAAAUCUACACAGGUCGUGGAGGAUGAGGAAUCGGAUGACGAGGAAGAAGGAGGGAAGAAAGGGAAAAAGGGAUUCAAGUAUUCGGAUACUGUACAAGUACGAGGUCGACCGAGGAAAUAUGUUCAUGUAGUAGAAGAGGAUGGAAGUGUUAACAGAAGGAUCAUCGGUACCGUCUACUCACGAGAUGAUCUUCCUCAAGUGCUGGUAUAUCUGAAAGAAAGGAAUAUACUCGUCACGCCGCCGCUAGGCUAUACGGGCCUUGGACCGCCUCCCCCCGCCACCGAAGAAGCUAUUAGAAACGGUCAUCCUCCAGAAUACUACUAUCAGUUCCCUGCCAGGGACUCUGCUGCUUACUCGGGUUUACCAGGAAGGAAGUCUAAAGCUAGAGCGAAGAAGGAAGCGGAAGCUGCAGCUGCAGCGGCGGCGGGGGAAACCGACUCACCAACUACGACAGUCCAACUUGCCGAAACAAAUGUUCCUUCCAAUAACAAGGACAAGGGAAAGAAAGGAAAGAAGCGUGCUAAAGGAGCAGGUGGGAGUGGUUCUGAAGCAGGUGCAGGAACCCCAUCGACCGCCAGGAAAUCAAAACGUCAGAAGAAAGAGGUCAACUACGCCGACAAAGCGGACUUGGAUGUGGAUCAAGAUGCUCACGCGGUGAAUGUUGUGCCUGGUCCUAUCUCGGACGGGAUAGGUCAUGAACAGCCUUCCGAAAAGGCUGGUCCGAUCGUGGAACCCACAGCUUCGCAUCCAGAUUCAGCGAACGAUGAACAUCUCGUCGAUCCAGCUCUGACCGAGCCUUCCUCACGGGUUUUGACACCAGCAGAAUCAGUGGAUCCCGUUGGUCAAGUGAUUGAAGCCCAAACAGCAGAUAUUACGAUAUCCUCGCCAGCUCCACCAGCCGCUACCAAAGAUAAACAAUCCGGCAAAAAGCGAGGAAAAUCCGGAAAAAAGCAGGUAGCAGAACCCAAGCAGGAGAUUGUAGAUGAUUUCAAGCGGAGCGGGAACAACGGACAGAAUGUAAAAGCAGUGGUUCCACCCCAACCUGUCUCUGGGACCGAAGACAAACGAAACCACGCGCUGGACACUCUAGAUACUCGAUCAACGGCAGGCUCAAGGUUCUUUCCAAUAGAUAUACCGGAUGACUCGCUCUUUGAUCAAUCUAUGGAAGAUAGUAUCGGUAAUGUCUUAGCAGAACUAUCGCACUCUGGCGUUCGACCUCGCAGUCAACCUCCUACAGCAGAACCUUCAGCCCCAUCAGUUGCAACUACGGGUUCCUCAUCGACCAUGACAGGUAGGAAGCGCAAAUCUGACAUACCGACCCAUGCUGAGCCGCCUCCCAAGACAACGAAGACCACUCAAGGUAAAGCAGCCUCGGAGGCCUUUGAUGAUAGGCGAACCUCCCUGUUCGUCUUGCCCGAAGAGCCUAUGGAGGAACUGCCCUUCGAACUUCCCGAAGAUAUCUUCACGACUGGCAAGUCGAGUGCUAAGGAUGGUGAAGAGGCCAACAUUAGUGACACAGCAGCAUCAACGAAUGAUCCACCGUUGCGACAGCCUGCGGUUCCUAUCGAAGUUGAUGUUACUCCCGACGUCCAGAUUCUGGGAACGACCGUGGCCGUCGACCCACCUAGGGCUGACGAGCCGUCUCCCUCUCCAUCCCAAGCAGAUAGUGUCAUGCCUGCACCAAGUUGUGCAUCCACUCCCUUUCGAUCAACUCCCCAGCCGACCACCUUAAGGGACAUUUCUCGAGCUCAAUCUGCUACCCCCUUACGAGAGGUAUCUGCCGCACCUUCUGAUACACUUGCAACUCCCUCCACUCCCCAACGUGGGGUUGCACAGCCUAUUCGGAACAAAAAGCUCUUACAUGCGUUGAACGACUCUGCAAAACCAGCUCGUGUCGAUCUAGGUACUAUCAGAAAAGCAAAUGAGCUCGUACAAGUGCUUCAUGAUAAUGGUGGAGUGAUGAUGGACUCCAAGCUCAUCCAUGAACAUCGAAAUUGGACUUUCAAGUAUGCUGGAACUGAUCAUCCCAACGCACCUCCUGUUGCAUAUGGUAUGGAUAGGCUAGUCGUCAAGAAAACGGUCAACAUCCUCCUGAGUGAUGGCCGAAUCAAGGAAACCAUCGUAUCUGUUCCAACACCGACUGGUCGAUGGGUCAAGUCAAACGUCCUGAACCUGACCGAUCUACCUCACGAACAGCUACAAGCCUACAUCCGUCAGAUGUCGACUAGUGUGUCCCAAUCUAUGACACCGAAUGCUCGAAGAGGUAAACCGGACACGCCGUCUUUGCCAGCUACUCCUUACACCGAGCUGAAGAGAUCGGCGCCGAGAAACGGCGGCAAGUUGGCCUUUGAUGCUACACCUACCCGAAACUCUACCUCUGGUGCCCCUAGACCAUUCUCGGAAAGGAGAACAGCGCUUCUCAAGGAGCUCAAAGUCGUUGGUCAAUUGCUUGGCUGGAAAGCCAGUCGAGUCGUACGAGUCCAGAUCCUUCAUCGAGCGAUCAUACGAGCCCUUUCCAGAGAAGGAUGUGGAUCCGUCGUCUCCACAUCACCGCGAAUUUUUGCUUUCCCGCUAUUGUGUGAAGAUAUUACCGCGGAAGAAUGGUUCUCAUGCUGCCUUCUACUUCAAUACAACGAGGAAAUCGAACACUGGUUACGGGACCCCGUCAAUCGCGCUACAAAGGUAAAAGACGUUCCCAGACAGUAUCGACCAUUAGGAGGAUUUGGUGGAUCAUCCACUAAAGCUAAGAUGAAUACUUUGCUUCAGAUCAUGGUCACUCUCAAGAUUAUCUCGCCUGUGAUUCCUGCCGCCAAGGAAGAAUCGGAUUUCUUUGGUGAUCAUUCAGAAUCGAAUGGAUUCAAAGUAGAAAGUGGUAGUAUCAAUUCAACAUUCUAUCUCCUUCACGAUAUGGUACCAGUAUACCAUAUCGCUUCACUACCUCCCCCUCUUCUUGGUCUCCUGCCUGCUCGGAACGAAGAGGAGAUUAAUACUUUAUGGUCCACUAUCAAGAAAGCAUCACUUGAGAUGCAGGUUGAUGCUCUAGGUCGAAUAGGUGAACGAACCAAGCCUACCUUGCCCCAUGCAGCGAAGUUCGAAGACACUCUGGACCUUUCGAUUGACUACACUAAGCUUCUCCAGAGACCAAAGAGAUGGAAGAGCGAUUUGACUCUACUACCAAUUCAAAAAGCUGCUCUGGACGAGGUCUUCGAUCGAACUACUGGUCAAAACAGUAUCAAUACCCAGCAGGAGCUGGAGGAUUUUGCAUACGAGAAUGCCCUACCUUUACCAUUCCUCGAGACCGAGAUCAAACGAAGAGCUGAACUGGCCAAAGACAACGCUGCCAAGAUUGCCGAGAGGCUUAGAGAACAUGCAUUGAAAGCUCAGCAAAGACAACAGGAUAUACAAGAGAAGAUCAGACAGAAAUUGAUUGAACGUCAAGAAGCAGCAAGAGUAGCAUGGGAAGAGAAAGUGUCCAGCUCGGCUCAAAGGAAAUCUGUUGAAUAUACUCCCGAACUGUUGGGUUUUGUCAGUCAUCAGACGAUCCAAAGUGGUUCAAUGAAGAUGUCGGAUGCCACUGAGAGUAUCAUUGAUUAUUGGGUUAUGAUGUGGGAACAUAUCAAGAACCUUUCGCCGCAAGAGAGAGAGACUGCUCUAGAGGAAAGAAGAAGAUAUCAAGCUGAACGGGUACGACUGACUGCUCCGAAGUUUAAAUAUAGCGCUACUUCCAAAAGAAGGUCUGCCAAAAAGCCCAAAGAACCAAAAACUGGACCUCAGAAGCGGACUAGAUCGAAACGUAAAUGGACACAUGAAGAUGAUGAUCUCCUACUGGAUGCGGAAGCGAUCAUUAGAGCCAGAUCCAGGGCGAGUGGGUAUAAAGGACGUCAAGCGAUAUCUCAACUUUUCCCUCAGGCGGUAGCUUCCACGAUUCGUAGUCGACUUACCAAAAUUGUUUCUCAGCCUGGCAAGAAAGCGUAUUAUGAAAGGUUGGAACAAGCUUGGUAUGAACUUUGGAUGAAGAUUAGGGGAACGGCAGAACUUGUCGAUGAACAUCUGGAAAGUCCAUUUGAGUUUGAUUUGAAGGAUCAUAUUCGAGUAUUGAGAGAAAAGAUAGAUAAGAGACCAUUACGACUACUUGCAGCUGCUACACCAGAAGAAGAGAAAGAGCCUGUACCUGAUCUUCUUUCCGAUAGCUAUCAGAUCACCGAGGAAUUUACUUGGAAAUACGUAGAGACGGAACAACAUAGCUUCGAUCAAGCUGCUGAUGCUCUGUCAGCUGAGGAAAUCAAGAUCAACGCCACUGGAUCCAUUUCGAUCCUUGAUGAACCUCGGAUUAAGGAGGAAGUCGCUGCUGAUAAUAAGCAGAUGGGUCUGUUGCAAGCUUCAAUGAAGAUGAUUGUCGGCACGCCUGAUGCGUACUACGAUGUGACUCAUGGUAAACGGUUACUCGAUACUUGGUCGAACGAGACCUGUCAAGUGGCUAUUCAAAGUAUGAUGGACAACAACGUCUUGAAGAGGGUGCCUAAUCCAUCGAGGGAUAAUGAAAGGCAAUAUGGAUUCUCUCAGGGAUGGCAACAGCUGGAAGAGGGUUUCUUGCCUCCUAAUUUGUUCCAAGCCGCUCAAGGCCUGAAAUCUAAAUUGGAACCUGAAGAAGGAGUAGAAUGGCCCUUGAUCGGCGAAUCGGGUGAAUUGGCUGCACUGAUGGAUAUGGUAUCUUAUCAUGAGGUCGAUUUCGAAUACGACGUCCACGAAUUUCCGACAGUCAAGUAUGAGAAGGGACAUUUCAAUACUCGAAAACUUGAUGACGACGCUUACGAGUUCGCUCUCCAAGUUAAGCGAACUACUCGGACAAACUCAUCUCCAAAAGUUCCUUUCCCAGACACCAAAAUCUACACAUCACUUAGACCAUGGAAUUACGAAGUAGACGAUAACCCUGGAACGCAACAUACUGUCCAGAAAGUCAUUGAAGCAGUAAAGCAAACGGCCGAAGAUGGAAUAACCAAACCUGAACUACUCGACGUCAUUCGAUGUUCUCCGGUGCAGCUUGAUCGAUCAUUAGCGGUUCUCUCUUCGCAAGAUGACCAUACAUUGUUUUGGACGGGAUACGAUACCGCUCGAUUAGUCUUGAGGGAACACUGGGAAUCAUGGUGUGUCAAAGUGACUCUUCAGGGGUCGAACUUGACCGAUGGCAAUGCGGUGUUACUUGGUCCUAGAAGGUGGUAUGAUGUAUAUGGAGUGUUUAAAGAGGACGAUUUCGUGAAAGUAGUAGAGAGCGUCAAGAGUUUGGUUAUCUCUAGACCUGGAAUUACUUUGAAAACGAUCAGAACCAAAUUGGCUACCAUACUAGAUCGACUCGAGUUGAUUGAUAUCUUACAAUACUUGGUUGAUCAGGAUAAGAUUGAGGCCAAAUGGUCUGAAGUAGUAGAAGAAGAUGAUACGAUGGCACCUCCCCUUGAGAGUGUUGAUGUGGAUCAGGAAGAUGAUUUGGGUUUGUUCCCCGUGGUCAAUGGAGUUUGGGAUUAG
Molecule: messenger RNA, 7473 nt
Organism: Kwoniella mangroviensis CBS 8507
Lineage: Eukaryota; Fungi; Basidiomycota; Tremellomycetes; Tremellales; Cryptococcaceae
Exons: 15
Coding region: 1-7473 (2490 amino acids)
Biological process (GO): 5S class rRNA transcription by RNA polymerase III; transcription initiation at RNA polymerase III promoter
Cellular component (GO): transcription factor TFIIIC complex
Molecular function (GO): DNA binding
Source: RefSeq, a predicted model, not a curated record